CUACAGCUCAUUCCAAAACAGCAACAGCAACGAGAGCACGUGUAGCCGCACAAUCUUGUCCGACUAAAGUAAAUAAUGGAAUCCGAUCAGGAAGAUGAGGUUCCAAACGUUAACUUCGUGCCCAGCUUGCUAUUUGUCAAGCGUGGGGUCGCCAAAGCGAACCCGGAGAAGGUAACCUUGACUCCAGCGGAGCUGGCUAGGAUUAUCAACGACACGAGGGACGAUUUGGAAGAUGAGGGCGGUGAAGAUAUGGAUACAUCCGACGAUGAAGAGAAUGAGGAAAGCCGAGCAAGACUGGCAAACAGAGCGCAGCAAAGCGUUGGAGCAGCUAGCAGCAGAGGAGCUGAAGAUGAAUAUGGUUUUGAACAGUACGAACAGGAAUCGGGAGAACCAGUUGUCAGGCUCAGUUCGGUAGCAGUUGUCGAUCCCGCUGAGAACAUCCAAGACGAUGAUGAUUCAGAAGCGGAGGAUGAAGUUAUCAAACCAACGGACAAUCUGAUUUUGGUUGGACAUGUUCAAAACGACAGCGCUUCGAUGGAAGUUUACAUUUUCAAUGAUGAGGAAGGAAGUUUAUACGUUCACCAUGACUUUCUGUUGCCGAGUCCUCCUUUGUGUAUUGAGUGGCUCAGUUUCGAUCCGGGCAGCGAUAAAUCCGGCAAUUUAUGUGCCAUCGGUUGCAUGGAUCCGGUGAUAACUUUGUGGGAUCUUGAUAUACAAGAUUCUCUGGAACCAAUCUGUAAGUUGGGCUCCAAGGGAAGCCGUAAGAAAAACAAACCCAAAAUUGGACACUCAGAUGCUGUAUUGGAUCUUUCCUGGAAUCGGCAUUUAGAACACAUUCUGGCGAGUGGUUCCGUGGAUCAAUCGGUUAUUCUGUGGGAUAUGGAAGAUGGUUCGCCCCACACAACGAUUCGGAAAUUUGAGGAAAAGGUGCAGACUCUCUCGUUCCACCCGACGAAGGCGGAAGCACUGCUCGUGGGAAGCUGCGAUGGCAAAGUGAAGGUUUUCGACUGCCGUGCGACCAAUGACGACAGCAGCAGUUACAAAACCUGGGAUUUGGGAGGAGAAAUCGAGCGAGUCUGCUGGAGUCGUCACAAUGAGAACCACUUUGUGGCCAGUACCAAUCAGGGGCGCAUCCACUAUGUGGACAUUCGCAACGACCAUCCGCUGUGGUCAAAGGAAGUGCACGAGAAGGAGAUCACGGGAUUGGUGUUGAGUUCGAAAGUUAAAGGGAUGCUUUCCACGGCCUCGUCGGAUGGAACGCUGAAAGUGUGGGACUUUGACGAUCAGGAUGCGCGGUUGGUUUACAAGAAAAAUCCGAAGAUCGGAGUAAUACAGUGCUUGGACGAGUGCCCGGAGAAUCCGUUCACUCUUGCGAUGGGCGGAGAUUUAAAGACGAAAAAUUUCUGCGUUGUCAAUCUUUUGGAUAAUGACGUUCUUACUAAUGUGUUUAAGUCGCGCUUCGAUCAAAACUACACUCAAACGGCGUCAGAAGGGGACUUGCAGAUUGAACCGCCAACGGAAGCAAUGGAAGAUGCUUCCAUAGAUGAUGACGAUGAUGGGGAGGACAGCGAGGAUUAGUUUUUAAUGAAAACUAUUUUGAAGGCUACAUGUUAUAUCUAGGAUUAUGCUUAUUUUGGUCUAUCGUCUUGAGAAUAUAUUGAUCUACAUCUAAAAAUGGAUUUCUGGAUUUCUGGGGCCGGGGAAGGUUCUUUUGAUGGUAAGAGACCCCUUCCCUCUCAGGAUGGAAGGGCUCUCGUACAAAUAAAAGACAUAUUUCAACCAAACAUGACAAUUGAGAAUUUUUGGAAAACUCAGAAGGAAAAUGAGAAUAUUCGAAAAAUUCAAUUCGCAUAUGUUCUACAAUUACAUUAUUAAAAGCGUCGUUAUUUCAUUUGAUGUUUGCGCUAACGAAA
Molecule: messenger RNA, 1913 nt
Organism: Toxorhynchites rutilus septentrionalis
Lineage: Eukaryota; Metazoa; Arthropoda; Insecta; Diptera; Culicidae
Gene: nclb
Product: periodic tryptophan protein 1 homolog
Exons: 7
Coding region: 76-1578 (500 amino acids)
Biological process (GO): rRNA processing
Cellular component (GO): nucleus
Molecular function (GO): protein binding
Source: RefSeq, a predicted model, not a curated record